CCGGAUUGAUCAGCAUCCCUCAAUCGACAAACAUCUGAUUCGAUGACAGGAGGCGGGUUGGCCGAGACACAUUCCCCAUAACCCUCGCCCGGCUCUUCUUGAAGUUCCCUCGAGAACAAUGGCCUCAGAAUGAUCGCCUUGCGUGUUGUCGCCUCCUCAUCACCGCCACCACCACCGCCUCUAUCAUCGCCAAAGUAUCGAUGUUUGGCGUUCAUGCGGUAUCUCGCGUAUCUGCAAGCGCCCCGAGAGAGACGUUUGCCUCCUUGGACAAAUCUCUCUGUCUCGUCUUACCGGUCGCUCCAGGUGGACUGGCGCUUCAUCCACCUGGCUGCCGUGGUGCCCUCACAGGGCAUGUAGCUGUGCCGCCUGUGGUGCGCCGUGCCGGGGAGGUUGAGAGGCGGAACGAUAGGUGGGGGAGGGUGGGGAGGGUGUUCAUGUCGAUGGGAGUCCUUCUCACUGCCGUGUGGCGAGUGGAAGUCUGCUGGGAAGCCUCCUUUGAGAGAUGCGAAGCUGCUCAUGUCCCUUGGCGGGUCGGGGGAUGUGUUUCUGGCUGAGGGGCCGACACAGCUGGCUUCGGUGCUGCGCUUGUCGCCCGCUCGUGCCAUCUGGAACAUCUUUUCGAGUCAGAUGCGCCGGAUCGCCCGGGCCCCACCUCCAAAAAGCGCGCACAAGAAAGUGGAAAUGACUGCUGUGGCUGGCGCAGGCACUGGAGGAGCACAGUCUGCUCGGAAGCUUUUGCAGACGUCGGUUGCCAAUGUCGAUGCCUCUGCCGCCGAGGACAAGAAGGCGAGCCAUUACGUCCGGGUGAGGUGGGGGUGGACAUACGCGGAGUGUUGAGUGCAGAAAGUGUGCGCUGUCCUUUGUCUUGUCGUGUCAGCGGCGGCAGUCCAUCGAGCGCCACAGCUUCCUGCCCUCUGCAAAGGCCCUCAGAGACACCAUCAGGUCACCCAAUCAUUGACUGCAUGCACCGCGCACUCUCUCUCUCUCUCUCUCCCACAACGCAGGUCGCUCCAAACUGAGCCCCUGCAGCCACAGCCUGGGCAGCCACAACCGGCACCAUCUCCUCCUCCCCCUCCUUCCAACAAACACGCGCAUCACCGCAGCAGAAGGAGGAAGAGCAGCGGAGACAUCACCUUCACCCACUCCGCCAGUGAUGACCUCUACUCCCUAUUCGAACACACGCCGCUUGGCGGACUGGGUGGAUUGAUGGGCUUAAGAGGACCUGCUGGUGAGGCUCACACGGUGGGCGAUAAAGGGCGGACAGAGGGAGACAGGGACAGGGAGAGAAGGCGGCCUGGGCUGCGGAAUGUGACCGGGCGAAUGCGGAAACGAGCUGUAAGCGAGACAAAGGGGAGAGUCCGGAGGAUAUUGACGGGCAUAUUUCGUCUUGUCCCACUGUUGCUUGCAGCUGAAGCGUGGCUAUGAACGCAAUCGGUAUCUGAGGCUGCCCUCUCCACUCAGCACCAGCCAUCGGUCAUCUUCAUGCACCUCCCCUGAGAGAGAGAGGUCGCCCCUCAAAGCCGACGCUUCACCCAAAUCCCCUCUCCCUCUCCCUUCCUCUCCCUUUCCCCCUCCCUCUCUACCGAAGCAGCCCAAACCAAGUGAGCCACGGGCACCAGCAACGGUGGAUGGUGCUGGCGCUCACCGUGCCGUCUUGCUGUCGGAGAGACACGAGCAAACUGUCGACGAGCAGAGGGAGCCAUCACCACUACCACGAGCACCAGCACCAGAAGACAAGCCAGAGACACUGGGUGGCAUUUCUUACAACGACCGGCAAGCGACGGAGGGAGAACAGCGGCAGCGUCUGGAUGUCCAUGUGGGUGGCAACACGGCGGAAAAAAGACAAGCCCCAAGCCCCCCUCCCGCCCCUCCGGCGUAUCAUCGGAGGAAGAAACCCUCUGUCUCCAUCAUUCCCAUUGAAGAGGCCCCACCCGAUGACAGCUCGGCGGAGGCAGCCGGGGGUGACGGCCAGACGACCCCCUUCUCGCUCAGAUACGACAGCUCUCUCUCGCGAUCGGGGUCACCCAAACAUGCACACAGAGACAGAGACAGAGACAGAGAGGCCGUCGGGAGAAGGUCAUUCUUCUCACCAAAACACAAGGGCGGAUGGCGUGUAGGUGCGGGUGAAGGUGUGUCUGUGGGCGUGCAAGCCGGGAGGGGUGAGAGGGAGACGCGGAAUGCUGCUACACAGACACGGACACGGACGAUGGGCCAUCGGCCACACACAACUGACGAGACCAGUAGCAGCGACAACACAGAGAGGGAGAGAGUGAUGUUCAGAACGGCGAGGGAGAGAGAGAGGGAGGGGGAAAGGGAGAGGGAGUCUCUCCCAUCCGACCACACCCACACCCAUCAUGACGUGUGUCGGCUGAGGCUGAGAGAGAAGGCCGAUGGGAAAAGGCCACACCGAAGCGAGAGAAGGCAGGUCCAACAAGGUCGGCCAGCACAACUGUGCACGUGCGACACCGUGUCUCAUAAUAUCCCUCUCCCUCUCUGUCUGUCUGUGAUGAUGGUUGCAGGCUCUCCCCGUGCCUCUCCUCCUCCCUCCCCCAGCCCACAUGCCCACGCCCACGCCCACGCACACUACAGACAUCGAGAAAGACCGAGACGCGACCCUUUCUUCUUCAUGAAAGGCGACGACGGCCGCCUACUGCUGCCUACAAAGCGCAUGAGCAGGGACAAGCGAAAGGUUGCUUACCUGCUGCUGGUGCCCGCUGAUGCUGCCGCGAGCAGCAGUGGGAGUGGCCAUGGCAGUCGACAUCUUGUCGGAUUGCGCGGGUGUGGGGGCUGAGGGGGAGAGGGCGAUGUGACGUUUGACUUGAUGUGUUGUAGUCUGUGUAUGGGUAGGCAUGACGAAUGGCGUGUGGGGGUGUGUGGAAAGGCGACAGACGGUCAAGAUGCUUGCUGUCGAUCGAGUGGAAAGCGGUUGUGUG
This is a messenger RNA of Vitrella brassicaformis, 2933 nucleotides long. Lineage: Eukaryota; Vitrellaceae. The record is from the annotation of a GenBank genome assembly.